Messenger RNA from Passer domesticus (house sparrow), 1489 nucleotides. It is a transcript of the gene DUSP1, whose product is annotated as dual specificity phosphatase 1. The transcript has 4 exons. NCBI's taxonomy places the organism in Eukaryota, Metazoa, Chordata, Aves, Passeriformes, Passeridae. Gene Ontology annotation, biological process: protein dephosphorylation; endoderm formation; negative regulation of p38MAPK cascade. Gene Ontology annotation, cellular component: cytoplasm; nucleus. The coding region runs from base 129 to 1238 and encodes 369 amino acids. Gene Ontology annotation, molecular function: protein tyrosine/threonine phosphatase activity; MAP kinase tyrosine phosphatase activity; MAP kinase tyrosine/serine/threonine phosphatase activity. The record is from RefSeq and is a predicted model, not a curated record.
GCGGCCCCGAUAUAAGGGCGGGAGCGAGCGCGGCUCCGGGACACGCGGGGACAGCGGCACCUCCCUGCCCUCCCUCCCUUCCUUCCAUCCGCCCAGCCAUCCAACCGGCCACCCAUCGCUGCCCGGCCAUGGUGAACCUGCGGGUGUGCGCGCUGGAGUGCGAGGCGCUGCGGGCGCUGCUGCAGGAGCGCGGCGCGCAGUGCCUGGUGCUGGACUGCCGCUCCUUCUUCUCCUUCAACGCCGCGCACAUCCGCGGCUCCUGCAACGUCCGCCUCAGCACCAUCGUGCGCCGCCGCGCCAAGGGCGCCCUGGCCCUGGAGCACGUCGUGCCCAACGAGGAGCUCCGCGCCCGCCUGCGCCAGGGGCUCUUCCACACCGUGGUGCUGCUGGACGAGCGCAGCGCCGACCUGGAGGCGCCCAAGCGCGACAGCACCAUGCUGCUGGCGCUCGGCACCCUCUGCCGGGAGGCCCGCGGCGCCCGCAUCUGCUUCCUCAAGGGAGGUUACGAAGCCUUCGCGUCCGCCUGCUCCGAGCUCUGCACGAAGCCGGCCGCCCCCGCCGGGCUCAGCCUGCCCCUGAGCGCCAGCCCCGCGCCCGGCAGCGCCGACUCGGGCUGCAGCUCCUGCGGGACCCCGCUCUACGACCAGGGCGGGCCCGUGGAGAUCCUGCCGUUCCUGUACUUGGGAAGCGCCUAUCACGCCUCCCGCAAGGACAUGCUGGACGCUUUGGGCAUCACGGCGCUGAUCAACGUCUCGGCCAACUGCCCCAACCACUUCGAGGGGCACUACCAGUACAAAAGCAUCCCCGUGGAGGACAACCACAAGGCGGAUAUCAGCUCCUGGUUCAACGAGGCGAUCGAUUUCAUCGACUCGGUGAAGAACGAGGGAGGAAGGGUCUUUGUGCACUGCCAGGCUGGCAUUUCCCGCUCCGCCACCAUCUGCCUCGCUUACCUCAUGAGGACCAACAGAGUCAAACUGGACGAAGCCUUCGAGUUCGUCAAGCAGAGGAGGAGCAUCAUCUCCCCGAAUUUCAGCUUCAUGGGGCAGCUGCUGCAGUUCGAGUCGCAGGUGCUGGCCCCCAACUGCUCGGCAGAAGCGGGGAGCCCCGCCAUGGCCGUGCUGGACAGGGGGGCAUCCACCACCACGGUCUUCAACUUCCCCGUCUCCAUCCCGGUUCACACCACGUCCAGUGCUUUGAGCUACCUUCAGAGCCCCAUCACCACUUCCCCCAGCUGCUGAAAAAGCAGGUGAAGAAGGUGGCCAGGACUCAGACUUGCUGUCUCAGAGGUGCAAUAAGGGCAGGGACGGUGGCGCUCGUGUUUUGUGGGGAGCUGUUGGCGUGUCCAUGGAGAGGAGCUCGCCCAGUGCCACAGGAACCAGGUGUUUCUGACUUCUCAAGCAAAUGUCUGGAUGUCUGCACAGAGAUCAAAGGACAUUGGCUCUUCCUGAGCUGUCCCUCCUUGUCUUCUGUCUGUCCCAAGCCUGCUCCA